This is a messenger RNA of Penicilliopsis zonata CBS 506.65, 1323 nucleotides long. RefSeq lists its product as hypothetical. The coding region runs from base 115 to 1191 and encodes 358 amino acids. The transcript has 3 exons. Gene Ontology annotation, biological process: poly(A)+ mRNA export from nucleus. The record is from RefSeq and is a predicted model, not a curated record. Gene Ontology annotation, cellular component: nucleus. Lineage: Eukaryota; Fungi; Ascomycota; Eurotiomycetes; Eurotiales; Aspergillaceae.
GGGCUAAACCGCUAGCGGACACAGACGUCGCGCAGUCUCCGUACGAGGCAGUUCGCGAAACCCACGACCACGGACGAUUAGAUACUGCAACCCACACACGUGUCGGUCAGAAUAAUGUCGGCGACACCAGAGGAGCAGCCUGGCUCACCCGCGGUAGUGGAGCAGGAACAGGAGGGAAACAAGCGUGAGGAGUCGGAAAAUGUCGCCAGCGCUGACGAGGAGGACGACGACCAAGAUGCCGCGGAGCCUUCAGACGACGAAUCUCUCCUUUCGGAAGUCGACGAGGCGCAGUUCGAAGACUUCGAUCCGGAAAAUGUGGAUAUCGAGGACCGUCCUCAGCUGGCCAUCGAUGAGGAGAACCUGAAGCUUAUCGGACGGCACAAGCGCAAGAGACUGGAAGAUGGCGAAGAUUCCGAGCGACCCCGCCGGAAGAAGGAAGGGCGCCGAGAGAAGAAGAGCCGUCGAAUGAAGGAACUGGAGGAUGGUGGUAGCGGGGAGGAAGGGAAGUCGCGGAGACGGGAGCGGAAGAGACGAGAGGCCACCCCCGAGGACGAUGAGAGUCUUGAUCCUGCUACUCGUCGCCGCCGGGCCCUCGAUCGCGCCAUGGACGAAGCAUUGAAGAAACCUACCAAGAGACGGUUCCGCAAGGCGGACGGCAUUGACUUGGAGCAAAUGGCAGAUGCGGAGAUCGAAGAUAUGCGCAAACGUAUGACCAAUGCUGCUCAACUGGAUGCCCUCAACCGUCGGGAAGGCAAGCCUGCCAUGCACAAGCUGAAGAUGUUGCCCGAGGUCGUGUCGCUUCUUAACCGCAACCAAUAUGUCAACAGUCUAGUUGACCCGGAGAUCAAUUUGCUGGAAGCGGUCAAGUUCUUCCUCGAACCACUGGAUGAUGGGUCUUUACCCGCAUACAACAUCCAGCGGGACCUGAUGACCGCACUGGGCAAGCUCCCGAUCAACAAGGAAACUUUGAUCGCCAGCGGAAUUGGCAAGGUGAUCGUCUUCUACACGCGCAGCAAGCGGCCAGAGCCCGGCAUCAAGCGUAUGGCCGAGCGUCUUCUUGCCGAAUGGACCCGGCCUAUCUUGCAACGUAGUGACGACUAUUCCAAGCGAGUGUACGAGGAGGCUGAGUUUGACCCUACGUAUGUUUCCCCCCUUCCCUUCUUCCACCGAGACUUCUCACUGACGAUCUAGUAAACUCUCCAACCGUUCGUCCACCGUCUCCGCUUCCGUCACCGCCGCCGAGGCACGCGCUCGCGAGCUUCUUCCGCCCCGUCUUGCCAACCGUGCUCGCGUGGAAAUGACUCACACGAGCUACACUGUGGU